GAGCGAGCGGGCGGCCGGGGUUGGCAACACCGGCGGCGACGCGAGCGGGAGCGGGGAAGAAAAUGGCCGAAGUGUCCAUGUGAUGGAGUCCAGCGUCUAGUCCUAGAAGGUUAACAUGGAGGAGCUACUUUCCUUAAAGUGGAACAAUCAUCGUUCCACGUUUCUUCACAUUUUGGGUGUGCUCAGGGACAAGCAAGCGUAUACGGAUGUCACUCUGGCAUGUGAUGGCAAAUUCUACAGUGUGCACAAGUUGGUGCUUUCAACGUGUAGUGAUUACUUCUGUGCCAUGUUUGACAAGACUGCUUGCAAGAGCCCUGUUAUAGUGUUAAAAGAUAUAAAAAGUGAGGACCUAGAGGCCUUGCUAGAUUAUAUGUACCUUGGUGAAGUGAAUGUGCGACAAAGUGACUUAGCUUCUUUAAUUAAGGCAGCAGAAAAUUUGAGAAUUAAAGGCCUUGCAGUACCUGACGAUGAACCUCCUAAGAAAGGUGCCAUGUCGGUGCCAUCUCGGUCUGACCCUUCCAGACGAGAUGGUGGCAAUGGAAGCCCACCAUCGAAAAGAAAACGCAGAGAUGAAGGUGAAGAUGGUAGGGAGGAUGUUAGACCGCCCCCUCCACCACAGAGUGGUCUGCACACACCACCACCACCACCUCCAAGACCAAAGAGCCCUGGUAGCCAACGGUUAAGCCCUUCCCCUCUUAGAACAUCUCAGGAGUCUCAUGUUACUGACGAUCGUGAUAACCGUCCCCACUCUUCGCCGGCGGAGUCUCCUGUUGCUUCUCAUAUACCAUCUCAUCAGUCCUCACAACAAUUGACACAUCAAUCAUCGUCUCAACCAUCUAUUUCAUCAUCACAGCCCUUACCUGAACAACAGCAACAACAAUCUAAUCAAUAUAGAGGGGAAGAAACACCCACUUUUGUUAAAGUAGAAAUGGAGGAAGAUGAUACAGGAGAUGUCAACCGUGAUUCAUAUAACAUGAGUGGAGAUGGUUACAAAGAGGAAGAUAGUGGAGGUGACCUAGGAGGGGACUUAAGUAAUGAUCUACCCGAGUUCUUACAACAAGCUGCCUCUAGUGCCCUAGCAGGUACUUCUGCCUCAUACCAUCACGCCUUCGCUGGACCCUCUGGCUUUCAGCCGGAUGUGUCUGGUUGGCAAGGGGACAGUCAGUCCCUGCCAGGAAGCUUCAGCGGGCUAGGCUUUCAGCCUUCCACUCAGGACAAUCCACCAGGGGUGGCCUCCAGAAAUCCGCGACCUCGGGGACACUCGCAUCUCUCCACCUCAGAGGUCGCCAUCGCUAGGGCACUUCUCACCAUACCAGACCAAUCAACCACUUAUUCUCCAGCAACCCCAUUUAACACCUCUACUCUACCUACGCACAGUGUCUCCAAAAUCUCCCUACAAUCUUCUUCUGGAGUUAAUAGUUGUAGUGUUGCUUCUGCUACCUUGGGUACACUUGAUGCCUCGGUGUCUGUUCUAAGGGGUUCUUCUUGCCCAGAAUGUGGGAAGAUGUUCCGAGGGGAUUAUCACAAAUACAAUCUCAAGAAGCAUCUCACAAUUCAUGCUGGUCUACGACCUUAUCCAUGCCCAGUAUGCAACAUGGCAUUCAACCAGAAAGUGUCCAUGAAACGUCACUUUGCAUCUGUGCACAAAGUCUUUGAGCCAGUCAAGCCAGCAGAUUAGUAAUGAAUGAAUUCGGCUAGUGUAUAGGGGCAAGCUUCAUGAGAAAAUCUUUAUUGUAAUGGAAAAAGUAAUAUUUUUGGAUGUGAAUUGAUAGUGUGAAUGGCAUAUGUGAAGAUCAUCAGCAUCAUCAUCAGUACUGAAAGAGCUUGCUAAUCUGGACCCUCUUAACUCGGACCUUUGGGUUAUCUGAACAAAAUUGAGUCCAAGUUUUGUCUGCCAAACUUCAAGAGAAAUCUUGGUUACCGAGAGUUUCAGCCAGGUUACUGAACGAUAUCAAGGGACUUAUGCUCACCAGAAGCCUUAGCAGCUGGCAGUCAAAACUGACCUUGCCAAUCUACCCUAACGAUGUAAAUUUAUGUUUAUUGUGUGUGGAAAUAUGAAUGAUAUUGGUUGUGGUUGAAGAAAAUUAUGAAUAUGUUCAGUUUUGGAUGUUCCCAGUAAGAAUUCCUGCUAAUCCGGAUGUCUGGCAAACUCUGAGAGGAGUGGGCCCCUAUAUGAUCCAGAUUAGCGAGCGUUAUAAACAUCGUCAUCAUCACUCCCUACCACAGUUACAGUACCACCUUUUCCACUUUCAGCGGUGAGUGAGGCAUUUUCCUAGAGAAAACUGAAAAGUAAUACAGUACAGGGAUAAAAAUACGGUUGCCCUUUCAAAAGGCAGUUUGAAUACUAAUGUUGCCUAUGUGGUUCCAAUUGCUCAAUGGGGUGUUUCAGCAGUCACAGGAAGUCACAAAAUAAUUUGAAAUCAGAUGUUAUCAGCUCCUGGUUCUCCAUCAUAGUACAAUGAUCAUAGCACUUACCUGGGCAACACGAUGGUCUUCAAUGUACUCUAUAUACUGUAUUAUAUUUAUUUUGGUAUUUUUACUUUUUCAUACAGACUAAUUUUAAAUGUACUGUACUGUACAGUAUUUCACAUUUCAAAAAAAUAAUCAAUAUUUUUUUGUUUGGUCCUGGCUCAUAUCACAAUAUAAUGCUGACAAAAGCCAGCUGCUGACCUCUGCCCAGGCCAAAAUAAGUGUGAGAAAUAUGAUUUUUUGUACAUUUCUUAAAUUUUUGAAUACAAAUCUACCAUUACGUAAGAACAACAAAUUACAGUAAACUUUUUUGCAAACAUGCAGGAUGACAAUUUGAAUGAUAUUGCAUUUUGAGGGUUUAAGGGAUCAUACCACAACAAUAGUUAUUACUCAUUUAAUUCUUUCUUUACAUAAGAAACACUAGGCAUUUAAACAGUGAACUAAACUUGUCAUUCUCCAGUAAAUCAUCCCAGCAGUCACUUUAUUCUAAUAGCAAUGUAUUUUAUCUGAGUUGUCAUAGACAAAAAUGCUGGUUAUUGACUCUUAAUAAAUAAACUGCUUCUAAUUCUUGUUUUGCACCAUUUUGUGUGCAGUUUAAAUUCAUACCAAAUUUCCCAAUUGCUUGCUCAUCAAAUCUGUCUUACUGGCUUUCUACUCUCAAAUUUACUCUUAUAAAAGUAUGUGAAUAAAGACAAAUGUCUGUGGCUUGCAUCAUGACUCGGUUUUGUUUUGCAUUUAGAGUAUUAAAGUGCAGUGCUGUACUGUUGUUUACAUUCUGGUAUAUUAAAAUAGUGUACUUUUGAAUUGUAAUACAUAACACUGGUAUGGCACUAAAGUUAGGUCAACACUAAUGGGUUAACACACACAAAGGGGUUCUGUACUGUAUACAGUAGUCAUGAGAUUGUUGGCAUUCACCGUGCAACUUUUGCAUCACUGCUCUAAACUUACUCAUUAUUUCUCGUUGAGAUGAUGUCUCACAGACAUGAUAUUACAGUAUAUUUCAGUAUUUGGCAAUACAAUUACUGAAUUUUUUGUGUGAAAGUGCAGUGAUGUAAAUCAUUUCUAUUUCAUAUUUUUUAAUAUUACUAAUGCACAGAAUAUAGUUUAUACAUUAUGCAUUUUUUUAAGUAACAAUUUUUUUUUAAUAAUGUCCCUUUUGGAGAUUUUGUCUCACACACCGAACAGUGUUAACCAAACGCAACCCAUUAAUUGGUAUCUUUACCAAAGACACAUUUUGGUUUUCACAUUUCUCUCUAUCACACUGUGAUUCCAUUGUUAAUCUUGAGAACAUAUCUUGGGAUUAACUUCCAACUUGAAGCAUUUUUGUAUAGUAAUAAUACAGAACUUCCUGUUAAUACCAAUGAUAAAGCCUUGUAGUAACUUGUUUUUAGAACUAAAGGUUCUGAUAUUGGGGCCUUUGCAUAAUACCCAGACAACAAAUUAACCUGUCUACAGCAGUCUUACUCCAUAUUAUCUUUAGACAUAUUAUGCUUGACAGUCUCAUUUAUAAUUGAGAUGCCAAUUUUGUUUUCUGCUGAAGUAAUUUUUGUGGUUUUAUGAAUUUCCUUUUUAUUGUAUAACCUCUCAGUAGCAGAGUUGUUUCAAAUUUGGAAUGUAUAUUUUGCUGAAUUAUGAAAUGUAAUGCUGUUUACAUUACAUAAUUUUAUGAGAGCCACUUGUAUUUACAAUUCUGGCAUAGCUAAAUACAUAUUUUUAUUUGAUGUAUGGUAUGGUAUGGUUCUGUAGCACCCUUCUGGCAGUUCUUGAAAUUUUGUGCAACUUUCAGUAUUUGCAUGGGAGCAGUAUAUUGUUACUGUAUAACAAUACCAGACCCAUAUAUCUUGCACAUUGUAAUAUGAUUCUUACAAUAUAUGACCACAUGUC
Messenger RNA from Procambarus clarkii (red swamp crayfish), 4353 nucleotides. RefSeq names its product longitudinals lacking protein, isoforms H/M/V. Lineage: Eukaryota; Metazoa; Arthropoda; Malacostraca; Decapoda; Cambaridae. Gene Ontology annotation, biological process: regulation of transcription by RNA polymerase II. The record is from RefSeq and is a predicted model, not a curated record. Gene Ontology annotation, cellular component: nucleus. Gene Ontology annotation, molecular function: protein binding.